GACCUCAAGGCCGUGGCCACCUCCCUGGAUGGCCGCUUCCUCAAGUUCGACAUCGAGCUGGGCCGAGGCUCCUUCAAGACGGUCUACAAGGGGCUGGACACGGAGACGUGGGUGGAGGUGGCGUGGUGUGAGCUGCAGGACCGGAAGCUCACCAAGCUUGAACGGCAGCGGUUCAAAGAGGAGGCAGAGAUGCUGAAAGGCCUGCAGCACCCCAAUAUCGUGCGCUUCUAUGACUUCUGGGAGUCCAGUGCCAAGGGCAAGCGAUGUAUCGUGCUGGUAACGGAGCUGAUGACCUCGGGGACACUGAAGACGUACCUGAAACGAUUCAAGGUGAUGAAGCCCAAGGUACUGAGAAGUUGGUGCCGGCAGAUCCUGAAGGGCCUGCUGUUCCUGCAUACAAGGACGCCCCCCAUCAUUCACCGAGACCUCAAGUGUGACAACAUCUUCAUCACUGGACCCACCGGCUCUGUGAAGAUUGGUGACUUAGGCCUGGCCACCCUUAAAAGAGCAUCAUUUGCCAAAAGUGUGAUAGGUACUCCUGAGUUCAUGGCGCCUGAAAUGUACGAGGAGCACUAUGACGAGUCGGUCGAUGUCUACGCCUUUGGGAUGUGCAUGCUGGAGAUGGCCACCUCAGAGUACCCCUAUUCGGAGUGCCAGAACGCCGCCCAGAUCUAUCGCAAGGUCACCUGUGGCAUCAAGCCAGCCAGCUUCGAGAAGGUGCAUGAUCCUGAGAUCAAGGAGAUCAUUGGCGAGUGCAUCUGCAAGAACAAAGAGGAAAGGUAUGAGAUCAAGGACCUGCUGAGCCAUGCCUUCUUCGCGGAAGACACGGGCGUCCGGGUGGAACUUGCAGAGGAGGACCAUGGCAGGAAGUCUACCAUCGCCCUGCGACUUUGGGUGGAAGACCCCAAGAAGCUAAAGGGAAAGCCCAAAGACAAUGGAGCCAUAGAGUUUACCUUUGACUUGGAGAAGGAGACCCCCGAUGAGGUGGCCCAAGAAAUGAUUGAUUCUGGAUUUUUCCAUGAGAGUGAUGUGAAGAUUGUGGCCAAGUCCAUCCGUGACCGGGUAGCACUAAUUCAGUGGCGGCGUGAGAGGAUCUGGCCUGCGCUGCAGUCUCAGGAGCCAAAGGACUCAGGCAGCCCUGACAAGGCCAAGGGUCUACCAGCACCCCUGCAGGUCCAGGUGACCUACCAUGCACAGAGUGGUCAGCCUGGACUGCCAGAACCGGAGGAACCUGAGGCUGACCAGCAUCUCCUACCCCCUACCUUGCCAGCUAGCGUUACCUCCUUAGCCUCGGACAGCACUUUCGACAGUGGCCAGGGCUCCACUGUGUACUCGGACUCCCAGAGCAGCCAGCAGAGCAUGGUGCUCAGCUCCCUCAUGGACACGACUCCAACCCCAGCCUCGUGUGUAUGCAGCCCCCCUGUGAGUGAGGGGCCUGGCCUGACCCACAACCUGCCUGCACUAGGGGCUUUCCAGCAGCCGGCCGCUGUGCCUGGCCUGUCAGUAGGCACUGUGCCACCCCCUGCGCGCCCUCCACUCAUUCAGCAGCAGCAUUUUCCAGAGCCUUCCAUGAGCUUCACUCCUGUACUGCCACCACCCAGCACCCCUGUGCCCAUAGGCCCAAGUCAGCCAGCACCCCCUGUCCAGCAGCCUCUCCCAAUGGCCCAGCCACCUACCCUGCCACAAGUCCUGGCUCCGCAGCCCGUGGGCACUGUCCAGCCAGUGCCCUCUCAUUUGCCUCCAUAUCUGGCUCCAACCUCCCAGGUAGUGGCCCCUGCUCAGCUGAAGCCUCUUCAGAUGCCGCAGCCACCUCUGCAGCCUCUCACUCAAGUCCCUCCACAGAUGCCUCAAAUGCCUGUGGUUCCCCCCAUCACUCCCUUGGCAGGGCUCGAUGGCCUCCCUCAGACCCUCACUGAUCUGCCAGCUGCAAAUGUGGCCCCCGUGCCACCACCUCAGUAUUUCUCACCUGCUGUGAUCUUGCCAAGCCUCACGACACCCUUGCCCACAUCACCGGCCCUGCCUCUGCAGGCUGUCAAGCUGCCUCACCCCCCAGGAGCACCCCUGACUGUGCCCUGCCAGACCAUCGUGCCAAAUGCACCAGCUGCUAUCCCUCUGCUGGCUGUGGCCCCGCAGGGUGUGGCUGCACUGUCCAUCCAUCCAGCAGUGGCCCAGAUCCCAGCCCAGCUCCCGGCCCAGCUCCCAGCUCAACCUGUGUACCCAGCAGCCUUUCCGCAGAUGGCAUCUGGAGACAUCCCACCCUCACCCCACCACACGGUGCAGAGCUUACGGGCCACCCCUCCACAGCUGGCCUCACCUGUGCCUCCUCAGCCUGUCCAGCCCACUGUCGUCCAUCUACCUGAGCAGGCUGCUCCAACUGCUGCCUCAGGGACCCAGGAGCAGGUUUCGCAAGACAAACCCCCCGGCCCCCCACCAACGAGUGAGAGCUUUGGAGGUUCCGAUGUCACCUCUGGAAGAGACCUGAGUGAUAGCUGUGAAGGCACCUUUGGAGGGGGCAGGCUGGAGGGCAGGGCUGCCCGGAAACACCACCGUAGGUCCACUCGUGCGCGCUCCCGGCAGGAGAGGGCCAGCCGGCCUCGGCUUACUAUCCUGAAUGUGUGUAACACGGGGGACAAGAUGGUGGAGUGUCAGCUGGAAACGCAUAACCAUAAGAUGGUGACCUUCAAGUUCGAUCUUGACGGGGACGCUCCCGAUGAGAUCGCCACAUACAUGGUAGAGCAUGAUUUCAUCCUGCCUGCUGAGCGAGAGACAUUCAUCGAACAGAUGAAGGAUGUCAUGGACAAGGCGGAAGACAUGCUCAGUGAGGACACAGAUGCUGAUCAUGGCUCUGAUACAGGGACCAGCCCUCCACACCUGGGUACCUGUGGUCUGGCCAUGGGGGAGUCCCUUUCCCUCUUGCAGGAGAAUGGACAGUCUCAAGCCAACGCUCCUGUCUAUCAGCAGAAUGUCUUGCACACGGGGAAGAGGUGGUUUAUCAUCUGCCCAGUGGCUGAACACCCGGCAACAGACACUUCUGAAUCAUCACCCCCACUUCCUCUAAGCUCUUUGCAGCCAGAAGUCAGCCAAGACCCAGUGCCCUAUCCAGACCAGCUGUCCUUGAAGGACAAACCUAGUUUCCCGGCUGCUCAGCAGCUCCUGAGCCAGGCAGGCUCCAGCAACCCUCCUGGUGGAGCCUCGGUCCCCUUGGCCCCAUCUUCCCCUCCUGUGACUACUGUCAUCCCGGCAGCACCAGCCACCAGCACCGUGUCAGAGUCAGCAUCAGGGACUGCCGUGCAGGCAGGGGGUCCAGGGACUCAUCAAGGACCAGCCAGUAUCCACGAGACCCUCCAGCCACUGGUCGAGACUCACCAUACCCAGUGUGCUGCCCAACCCCUCAGUACUGGUCAAGGACCUUGUGCCCCAGCUCCAGAAGCCUCUCGCUGCUCCGCAGGUCUGGGGGAGCCCAUCUCAACCAGGGAUGUCAGCACUCUAGGGGAACCCUUGCCUGCUUCAGUGCCAGAACCCAGCCCCCCCAUUGGGGCCGCACAGCCUGUACAGGGUCAGCCACCACCCUCGCUGCCCAUCACGGUGGGAACUAUCAGCUUGGCAGCUCCUCAGCUCCCCAGUCCCCCCCUAGGGCCUACUGCUCCCCCACCACCACCCUCAGCCUUGGAAUCAGAUGGGGAAGGGCCACCCCCUAGGGUGGGCUUCGUGGACAACACCAUCAAGAGCCUGGAUGAGAAACUGCGGACUCUGCUCUAUCAGGAGCAUGUGCCCACCUCCUCGGCCUCGGCUGGGACUCCCAUGGAGGCAAGUGAUAGAGACUUCACCCUGGAGCCCCUGCGAGGAGACCUGCCCUCAGCUUUGAGUGACAGGACCCCAAGCCUCACCCAACAGGCCCAGCCCUCAUUGGAAAAGUCAGAAACGGCCCCUGCAGGAUGGGCCCUGACCCAGCGGGAACAGGGUGCGUCUUCUCCAAUGACAGCAGAGUCAUCUUCCAGCAACACCCUGGGCUGUGACAGUGACACAGGGCAGGUGGCCUCAGACUCCCCCACAGCACCCAGUGCCCCCCAGGGUGCCUCUGCUGCUUCCAUCCCUACACACAUGGAUCCCAAAGAUCAGAACAGUAAUGUUCCCAGAGAAGCCUUGGUUGCAUCUGUGCAGAGUUGCCAGGGGACCGUCACAGAAGGCAGCCCAGCCCAGAUGCGUGGCACUCGGGUCUCCGGGUCCCCUCAUAAGAGGCUAGGACAGCCCGACAGCAGUUCUCCAGCCAAAACUGUGGGCCGCUUCUCUGUGGUCAGCACACAGGAUGAGUGGACCCUGGCAUCGCCUCACAGCCUGCGGUAUUCUGCCCCACCCGAUGUCUAUCUGGACGAGAUCCCCUCCAGCCCUGAUGUGAAGCUGGCGGUGCGGCGGGUGCAGACAGCCUCCUCCAUUGAGGUUGGCGUUGAGGAGCCUGCCUCCAGUGACUCGGGAGAUGAGUGCCCCAGAAGGAGGCCCCAGGUGCAGAAGCAGUCCUCCCUGCCGGGUAGUGGCGGUGUGGCAAGUGACUUCGUGAAGAAGGCCACUGCCUUCCUGCACAGGUCUUCAAGGGCUGGCUCGCUGGGCCCUGAGACACCCAGCAGGGCAGGUGUCAAAGUCCCUACCAUCAGCAUCACCUCCUUUCACUCCCAGUCAUCCUACAUCAGCAGUGACAAUGACUCGGAGUUCGAGGACGCAGACAUAAAGAAGGAACUGCGCAGUCUGCGGGAAAAGCAUCUGAAGGAAAUUUCUGAGCUACAGAGCCAGCAGAAGCAGGAGAUCGAAGCCCUGUACCGUCGCUUGGGCAAGCCACUCCCUCCCAAUGUGGGGUUCUUCCACACAGCACCUCCCAUGGGCCGCAGGAGGAAAACCAGCAAGAACAAACUGAAGGCUGGCAAGCUAUUGAACCCCCUGGUGCAACAGCUCAAGGUCGUGGCCUCCAGCACAGGUCAUUUGUCUGACUCCAGCAGAGGCCCUCCCACUAAGGACCCUGCCCACGCCAGCACGCCCCCGGGCACCAAGGCAGUUCAGACCCAGCAGCCCUGCUCCGUCCGGGCCUCCCUGUCCACAGACAUCUGCUCCGGUUUAGCCAGUGAUGGAGGCGGAGCGCGUGGCCAAGGCUGGACGGUUUACCACCCAACGUCUGAGAGAGGGGCCUAUAAGUCUAGUAGCAAGCCUCGUGCUCGAUUCCUCAGUGGACCCGUAUCUGUGUCCAUCUGGUCAGCCCUGAAGCGUCUCUGCCUAGGCAAAGAACACAGCAGUAGGUCUUCCACCAGCAGCCUGGCCCCAGGCCCUGAGCCAGGUCCCCAGCCCACCCUGCACGUCCAGGCACAGGUGAACAACAGCAACAACAAGAAAGGCACCUUCACCGAUGAUCUGCACAGGCUGGUGGACGAGUGGACAACAAAGACGGUGGGGGCGGCGCAGCUGAAGCCCACACUCAACCAGCUGAAGCAGACGCAGAAGCUGCAUGACAUGGAGGCCUCUGGCGAGGCACGGGCUACAACUGUGCCUCGAGCAGGAGUGGGGACACCGUGUUUGGCCCCAGCACCCGGCCCUCUGUCCACCACAACCAUUCCUGGAGCCACCCCAGCCCUGCCUGUGCCCAUACCAGGUACUGUCCUCUCCAGCCUCUCAGGUCCUCCCUGUGCACUGCCUCUGAGUCAGUAUGGAGGCCUGCUCCCUGUUCCUGUGUCCUGGGGGCCCUGGGUGGCCUCAGGGAACUCACAGGGGGCUUGGGGAAGUCAGAGCCCUGCUAAGGUCCCUAUGCUGCCGGUGUUCCUGCGGCCACCUGUUAUCAGCACGCCAGGCCCCCGGCUGCACAUCACGUAGCCGUCUGCCAUGCCCUGGCCAGAUGGAGCACUCGGAAGCAUGUGGAAGAACCCAGUUGUGGUUUGGCCUCCUCAUGGCUUCUUCACAUGGGCACAGGGCAGAGAACUCCAGCCCAGGGGACAUGAGAGGGCAGGAAGACACUUCCCCUGCUGCCUCAGACCCCCUCACCCCUAGGUCCCUGCAGUUCAACACAGGCAGGCUUCACACCCCCAUUGCCUGUCCUUGAUUGAGGAUUAGAACCUCGUCAUCCCCCUGCAGCAGCCCAGUGCCUUGAAUUCCAGCUUUUCUGUUUCCUGAUGGAAAGACAUGUUUAAAAGGCCACUGAUCAGCAAAGGUGGAUCUCAUUACCGCUGACAUGUGUGUUGCUGUCUACACUGUGUUAUGUUGCAGAGAUGGGAAUGGGAUACAGAUCUGAAGCAGAUAGUUAGUGCUAGUGUAAAUGCCUUCCUACAAACAGUAGCUAAAGUGAACAUUGACAAUGUGACCUGCGAAUGCUGGAUGAACCUUGCUCAGUCCUUGAUAGAGUGAGGUCACCCUGGGUGUCUUCAGUAACAGAACCACAGGGCCCACCUGAAGUUGACACUCCCUGUGAGGAGGGUCGGCAGCUUUGCUGAGCCGUGAGGAUCCUGCCAAGAAACAAGCGGGUGGAUGCCUUGAUAGCCAGCGGGCUGUUAGGAGCACCGUACAGGCAGACACCACCAUUCAGCUCAGGGGUCCCCACUCACUUUCUUCCUUGUCCAUGGUUUCCAUAGAAGCCUGUGCUCUGCCCAUCCUUCCCUGCAAACUCCUCUCCAGGCCGUCCCCAGGCCUGCCUGCUGAGGGGUGGAGCAUUUCUGGAGGUUUCCAUGAUACUUGUCCUAGGGGGAGAUGAAAGCCCCUGACUCCCUCUGAGCAAAUGUUUUACGCCUCCGAUUGGAGGGUGGGCUGCCUGGGGUGACCCUGCUGUGAACUGUACAGUUAAGCUGUACUCAUGAGAACCAGCUCCGUUAUUUUGGUUUAAAUACACUAUUCCAUCAAUUCAGUUAGAAUUGAAUUUUCAGGGGGCUGAGCAGAGUCAUCUGCCGGGCCACAACACUGCAAUAAUAGAUUUCUGUUCUCUGUGUCUGGUCUGAAAAUCACACAGGCCCACCUCUUAGUGAAGGGGAGCCUGCCUUCUCUCACUCCUCCCGCGCCCAAGUCCUUUCCUACUGUGAGAACGCUAGUGGCAUGGGAUCUCCAAGAGACUGUAUGUGCGAAGGAGAAAAAUAAACGUUUGCUUGAAAAUACUGUGAAAUGACAGCUUUUUUCUUGCCCUCUGUUCAUACCAAGCCAAACUAUGGCCUUGUAAAAGAUAGGGAUGGGUCGUCUAGGUGGGCCUGCCCUGGCCUCUGCUUGGAGCCAGCAGCCAUGCGUCCUGUACCCCCGGAGGGUAGAGCUCAUAGGGCUGGGAGACAAGAGCCAAACCUCUGGUGGGGUUGCCUGUCUCCCAGCACUGCGCCUGCUGGGUGUGGCCCAGGCCCACUGUUACCAGGCCGUUAUCUCAAGCCUGGCAUUGCAGCCUACUCUGCAGACUGUUGGCUGGGCUGCAAGCCAGACUGCAUGUGCAUUGCUUUCAGAAGUGCAGGGAGAAAGGGUGUGUCUCACAGAGAGCAGAGUGCAUUUUCAGUCCCAUCAGAGCUGUCACGAGAUCCUAGACAACCCUGUUCGUAUGGGUCCUAGAAGCUCCUGGUUAGCCCCUUCCUCGUGGUUGGGCUUCUCUUUCAGGCUCUUGGGUUUGUUGAGUUGAGCAGGGCAGGCGCCGACCAAAGUCAUAUGAGAGGCACUGGCCUUCUAGGGAGCCCAGGGCAUUAUGGAAGGUGAUGGUUUAGGGAGAAGACUUGUGCUAAGUGGUCCAACAAGCGCUUCACUGACAGCCUUGUGUAUGUGCGCUGCAGACCUGACCCUGACAACAUGGGGUACAUUCUGCUAGAGGUGGCUGUCCUAAGACACAGCAGUAGGCUUCCUUCCUCUGCUCAAACCCCUGCAGCUAUAUCAUGGUAUCUCAUCUUGGCAUGGGCCCUAUUCAGAAGCAGAAAUUGAAGGUUACUGUUUUCUCCCACGACUCCAAGGCCAGCUCAGUCUAGGAUGGUUCAGCAGUACAGGGGUGAGACCUUGUCUUUCUGGACUUAGGUGGUCAUUGCUGAGUGACUAGCUGUUCUUAGAAGAAGACAACUAGGUGACAGCCCGCCAAGCUCUCUGCGGAGAAUAGAGCGCUGUACAAUGCACAGUCUUGUCUCAUCUCAUGGCUCUGGCCCUGCUAUUCUACCGUUAUUUUAGUAGCUCCUGGGAAAGGUGCCUAGGCAGGGCUGUGUGUAGGGGCAUCAGGGCCCAGCCUUGGGUGAGGCCAGUGCCUCCGAGGCCUGUAGUGA
Molecule: messenger RNA, 8237 nt
Organism: Myodes glareolus (Bank vole)
Lineage: Eukaryota; Metazoa; Chordata; Mammalia; Rodentia; Cricetidae
Source: RefSeq, a predicted model, not a curated record